Scatophagus argus is the source of this 4008-nucleotide messenger RNA. It is a transcript of the gene mfsd11, whose product is annotated as major facilitator superfamily domain containing 11. The coding region runs from base 585 to 1943 and encodes 452 amino acids. Lineage: Eukaryota; Metazoa; Chordata; Actinopteri; Scatophagidae. The transcript is spliced from 14 exons. The record is from RefSeq and is a predicted model, not a curated record.
GUGUUUUUCGAAAAAAAGAAAGCCUUAGGUAUUCGUAUAAGGUUAUUUAAUUUACAAAAACAAAUGUAGUUUUAUAUUCAUUACAUAGAACCUUUGUACUGAGAACAGUUACUGAACAAAAAAGAAAACAGAAUCUGUUUACUAUUAACGAACAAAACAAAACUGGAUUGGUUUAAGCAGAUUCGCUGUCCUUGAAUUCUCUCUGCACUGAGCGUUUGCAUAUCGGGCAUAAUAUGCAACAAUUGUAGCCACUAGUCACAGCGCUGCAGUCAGCUGACCAGUUCACAUGACAAGCCCGUUUCAGGCAAGUCCUGCUUACCGGCGCUGUUUAAGUACUCCAGAGAACCAGUUUAAACGGCGGAAAUCACCAUGUUAAGUUAGUUUUGGAACGACACGGAGAAGAUGAACGGCUAGAUAAGACAGGAUAUCGGAUGAUUCGUAAAGAGCAAACGAUGAUACUAAUAACACAGUGAGUCCGCACAAAGAGGGGCAGUCAGACGGUUAGCCAAACAGCUUCAGCGUUGUGGGUGUUUCCUUCUCUCCAGUAGAUUUUUUGGUAAUCACUUCCUGAAGGAAUUUACAGAAUGAGUCCAGAAGGGAAGAAGCUGUUAAACAUCAUCGUCCUCGGCUUUGGCUUCAUGUUCAUGUUCACUGCUUUUCAGACAUGUGGCAACAUAGAGCAAACUGUCAUCAAGAGCUUCAACAGCACCGAGUUCCACGGGAGCGGAUACACAAGCAUGGCCAUCAUCUAUGGAGUCUUCUCUGCAUCCAACCUGAUCGCCCCCUCAGUGGUGACCGUCAUUGGACCGCAGCUGUCCAUGUUUUUUAGUGGGCUUUUGUACAGCGGCUACAUCGCUAUGUUCAUUUACCCGUACACCUGGAGCUUCUACACGGCGUCUGUGUUUGUGGGAAUAGCAGCGGCAGUCUUGUGGACGGCUCAGGGAAACGUCCUCGCCAUCAACUCCAGUGAUAACACCAUUGGAAGAAACAGUGGCGUCUUCUGGGCGCUGCUGCAGUUCAGCUUAUUCUUUGGAAAUCUCUACAUAUACUGUGCCUGGCAUGGACACGUUCACAUAACAGAGAAGGACCGGCAGACGGUGUUCAUCUCUCUCACGGUGAUCAGUCUGGUGGGUUGCUUCCUCUUCUUCUUGAUACGGAAGCCGGACUCCGAGCCAGCUCCCUCUGAGGCGUCCGAGUCGCUGCUGCAGGCUGAAUCCACGGAGAGCUGCUCCAGCUCACCUCGCGCAGGCCUCUGCUCACAAGCUCUGGACGCUUUUGUCAAAGCGUGUAAAAUAUUUGUCACCAAAGAGAUGCUGCUGCUGAGCGUCUCCAUCGGAUACACAGGCUUGGAGCUCACGUUUUACAGCGGGGUGUACGGGACGUGUAUCGGAGCCAUGACGCAGUUUGGCCAAGAUGCAAAGAGUCUGAUCGGCAUCUCCGGCAUCUGCAUCGGAGUCGGCGAGAUCUUAGGAGGGGGCGUGUUUGGGAUGCUGAACAAGUGCCGCCAGUUUGGGAGGAACCCAGUGGUCCUGCUGGGCCUCAUCACUCAUUUUGUUGCCUUUUACCUGAUUUUCCUCAACAUUGCCAGCGACGCUCCAAUAGCCCCCGAGGCAGGAACAGAUCUGCAGGCCUACAUCGCACCCAGCGUCGGGGUGGCGUUGCUCUGCAGCUUCCUGCUCGGUUUGGGCGACAGCUGCUUCAACACUCAGCUCCUCAGCAUCAUUGGCUUCAUGUUCCGCAGCAACAGCGCUCCCGCCUUCGCCGUCUUCAAGUUCAUACAGUCCAUCAUGGCCGCUCUGGCCUUCUUCUACAGUAACUACCUGCUGCUGCACUGGCAGCUGCUCAUCCUGGUCGUGGCGGGUUUUCUUGGCUCCGUGACCUUCUUCAUGGCCGAGGGGAUGGCCGAGUCCAGCAGGAGAGAAUCUGACUACGACAGCAUCUGAUGUGUGCGUCUGGUGAGGACGAGGAGGGCGCAGCUGGAGGUGUGUCGCCCUCCACAGCUGCAAAAAUCACCCGGGGGAGGAUGAAGACGACGACGAUGAUGAAGAACAACGUAUCCCAGCCUUCCACUGUGGUAUGUUUGGUUUUCUGAGAGCCGUCUUGUCUGUGAGCAGACAUUACUGUCGGCCUCUCCCCUCGUUCUUAUUACUUUGUGCACAGAAAAUUAAUCUAAACAAAAAUAAACUUUGAGCCGGAGAGGCGGAAUGGAUAGAGGUUUGUUAAAUAAAUAAAUAAAAUAAAGAGCACCUUCUGAAUCAAAGUCUGUCAACGAUGACAUAAAUACAGGUGGGACGUCCCUGAAGACGUCCUGACGAAUAAUGCUGACCUCAUGGUGAAUCAGCUGGAAGUGAAGCUGCAGCCGUAUGUACUGAGUUAAAGGGCCAGUCUGGUGGUUUUUCUACACGAUUCCUCACGUCAGGAAAAUCCCGUGAAAAGACCAAAAGCGACAGAACGUUUUUACUGACAAAUACUGUGUGACAGAGUCUGACUUGUCCUCUUCCUCCAUUAGAAACACAUCUGGGAGCCUCAGCGUUGUUCUUUCAUCACCAUGAAAACACACACACACACACACACACACACACACACACUGUAGUUUAUUCUCACAGGGUCCCACACACACAUCCUGCUGCAGUGCCACAUGAAACUACACACAUUUGUGAGGUAGUUUGAAAGAAUUACGUCUUCAGCAGGAACCAAAGUGCUCAGUGCUGCGUUCACUGACAGUCGGACCAACACGUUUUCUGCUCUUGGUCUUUUCAUGGGAUUUUAUGACAGUUUAAAGAACAGAAUGAUGCCAGCCUUGCUCUUUAAAAGCAUCUCCACCCGUGACGUUUUUCACCCACCACAAAAUCAAAAGAAACCCUGACAAAGUAGCGUCUCCAUACGUCUGCUGUAAAGUUCUUCUUCUUCGCUGUCAAAGCCCACACGAAGCAGCCGUGUCGUGUGUCCACUGCUGGACCUCCAAGUUUGUCCUACGUGUUCGUCACACCCUCCUGUUCAGCUGUUGCGACAGACAUUCUGCAGUCUGCACAGCCUUACAUUACAGCAAAUUGAGAGUAAAGCAGUUAAAAGGGAAACGUUAUCAACAAUCUCUCUCUUUAAUUUGUGUCCUCUUUUCAAAUCACUUCAACAUACACUAAGUGCUGUACAGUUAGCUUUGUUGUAAUAAUAUCCAGAUCGUCAGGUCAACCUCUGACUCUGUUUUCCAGGACGCAUUUCGGAAUUACAAGCUGGCGACUGCGUUUAGUUCAGAUGCAGCUUACCGAGAAGAAAAAAAUGAAUCUUUUCCUCUAGUUGACGUGUAUAAAGAUGGACGAGGCGUCUGCACUUCCUCCCACUGUAGAAACAUGAAGCCAAAAUAUUCUGUCGUCUUGUUCUGGUGAUGUUUCAGCCCUCUUUUUCUAUUGCAUCAAAUAACUAAUUAAAGCCAAAAUGAUCAUAAAAAGAAACUUUGGAACAAACAUCAGCCACUAGGGGGCGCCCAGGUGUUUUGGCUUCACUUCCUUCAUCUUUAUAUAGUUGAUGUUUUCUCUCUCUUGCUACGUUUCAAGUCUCCAUCAAAUCGUCACACAUUUUAAACUGAUCUGAUGCCAAACCAACAAUGUGGGCCUUAAGAGAUGCUGUCUUUUCCUGGGAAAGGCAACAAAGAAUUAUAUCUUAGAUGCUGUUUUUUUAUAUUCUGUUUGAAGUGUCCAUUAUUUUGAAUUACAAUACAUAGUUAAUUUAUUGCCAAAUGAAACAUGACGGGAUAGGUUUUCUCAAGUUUUGUUUCAUGUUGCUAUUGCAACGGAGGCAAUCAGUUUCAAGGAAAAGGGAAAUGCAUGUGUAUGAUGAGGGUGAUUUUAUACUUGAAUGUAGUAAUCAAGAAUGGCACCCAAACGUUUGCUUAUUUGUUUUUAUUAUCAAUAAAAUGUUAUUUUCAACAUUAGCUGCGUGGUUUACCUGUAUAAACCAAAAACUGUAUGAUUUACUGGAUAAUCUGAAAUAAAAUUACUGGCUUUAGACUCA